Molecule: messenger RNA, 1593 nt
Organism: Cajanus cajan (pigeon pea)
Lineage: Eukaryota; Viridiplantae; Streptophyta; Magnoliopsida; Fabales; Fabaceae
Product: pathogenesis-related thaumatin-like protein 3.5
Source: RefSeq, a predicted model, not a curated record
UCUCCAAAACCAUCCAACAAGGGAAACCAAAUAUUAUUCCAUUUUUCUCUUUUUCCUUUCCCACAUUCAUUCCCCAUUUUUCAACCAUGCCUGCUUCAUCUUCAACUCAUUUCUCCCCCACUUUCCUCACACUAUGCUUCUUCCAAUUCCUAGCAGGUUCCUAUUCAACGACAUUUACAAUAGUGAACAAGUGUAGCUACACAGUUUGGCCCGGCAUUCUAUCCGGCGCCGGGACCUCGCCGCUCUCCACCACCGGCUUCGCUCUUCAGCCCGGCGAGUCCAACGUCGUGGCCGUGCCGCCAGCCUGGUCCGGCCGCCUCUGGGGGCGGACGUUCUGCUCGCAGGACGCAACCGGAAAAUUCACUUGCGUCACCGGAGACUGCGGCUCCUCCGCCAUAGAAUGCAACGGCAGAGGAGCUGCCCCGCCGGCCACGCUUGCGGAGUUCACUCUGAACGGCGCCGGAGGGCUUGAUUUCUUCGACGUGAGCCUGGUGGACGGGUACAACCUCCCGAUGGUGGUGGAGCCGCAGGGCGGAAGCGGCGGCGGAAACUGCAGCGCGACGGGGUGCGUGGUGGACCUGAACACGCCGUGUCCGACGGAGCUAAAGGUGAUGAGCAGCGGAGAGGGCGUGGCGUGCAAAAGCGCGUGCGAGGCUUUCGAUGAUCCACAAUAUUGCUGCAGUGGCGCUUACGCGACGCCUGACACAUGCAAACCCAGCUCCUACUCGCAGUUCUUCAAGAGCGCCUGUCCACGCGCUUAUAGUUACGCCUACGACGAUGGCUCCAGCACCUUCACUUGCGCCUCUGCUGAUUACACCAUCACCUUCUGUCCCGCACCCUCCACAAGUUCGAUUAAAUCGGGGAACGAGAAAUAUCCAACGGCGGUGGAGACUUCGGGUGGUAACGUGGACGUGAGAGCGAACAAUGUUAUGGCGGUGAUUGUUGGUGUUUUGGUGGCAUUUGUGGCAACUCAAUUAGGUGCUAGUUCACUGCCAAUGUCGCAUUAAAUGGGUGGUGAAUUGGGUGGGCUAUGAUUAUGUAUUUUUUAUAUUAAAUAUACUGCGCAUGAUGCCAUGGCCACUUGCAUCCUAUGCUGAGGAAUCAAGUUUGGCAACUUGUGAUUGAAGAGAUGCAAUGAGCACUUGUGCAAAGUUUGCCUCUUCUCAAGUUGUACUACAACUCAACAUUAAUUGGUCAUGUCUUCACUGAGCACUUAGGAAGCUUCAGAAGCAGAGACAGAAUUAGGCAGGUAGCAUUAUACAUCAGAUCACGACUCUCGCGCCAUUCAUGUGUUAGAUUAGUCCUCUAUCUUCAGAGACACAAGAAGGAGGGCAUUUUGGGAAGAGUUUGACAUUUUAUGAAUAAAAUAUCAAUACAUUGAAUUUUCUCCAAUUGUAAAUAUCAACAUCAGGUUUAUUGAGGAGAAUAAGGAGUAUAGCAAUUUUGAUUUGUCAGUGUGUUAUUUUCUCGCAACUGCCGCCUCAUGGCGCCAGAUAGAUCUUUGUGCGGUUACCUACUUUUCAAUUGUUAAUUUUCAUUUUUUGAGAUUUUCAAUUGGAAAUUGACUAAUUUAGAAUUCAGAUAUCUUCAACA